This is a messenger RNA of Mycotypha africana, 2199 nucleotides long. RefSeq lists its product as uncharacterized. Gene Ontology annotation, molecular function: protein binding; RNA binding. The record is from RefSeq and is a predicted model, not a curated record. Gene Ontology annotation, biological process: poly(A)+ mRNA export from nucleus. Lineage: Eukaryota; Fungi; Mucoromycota; Mucoromycetes; Mucorales; Mycotyphaceae. Gene Ontology annotation, cellular component: nucleus. Bases 178 to 1974 code for a protein of 598 amino acids. The transcript is spliced from 6 exons.
UUUUGUUCGAGGCCGCAAGAUCGCCAAUUAGCUUCAAGGCCGUGAAGUCAUAGCUAUAAGCGAAAAGACACUGCAUUUCUAAUAGGCUUAUUCUUCUUUACUACUUCUCUCCUGACUGUAGCUUUCUUUUUCCUUUCCUUUCUAAUUGUAAUUGUAAAUAAGUCAUUUCAAUUAAUAAUGUACAGCGAUCGACAACCCAGACGUGGAGGCGGAAGAGGUGGUGGUGGUCAUAGUGGCCGCGGUGGGGGAUACACCACCAACAACGCGUAUAAUAAUAACAGCAGCAGCGGCGGUGGCCUUUCCAUUACAGCACGUUUAGGUCCAACCAAUAUUCCUAUAAAUGACAGAUUAGGGCAGUCAAAUGCUUCCAAUCAAAGAAACAGCAAUUCGGGUGGUUAUUAUCAAAAUCAGCCUCAAGGCCAGUAUCAUCAUCAACAACACAAUCAACCACCACCACAACAGCGAGGCCGAGGAAGCUAUAGAGGCGGAGGCGCUUUUUCUAGUAAUAACAAUAAUAAUGGUAAUCGCGGGCGAAGAAAUCGAUACAGUGGCGAUGAUCGAUUCAAAAAUGAGUUUGUAGACGAAGACAUCGACAUGAGGCCUGAUACCUCUGCAGGCAAUGUAGUGACAGUCACGGGAUUUCCCCCAGGAGCUGAACAAAAAGUGCUCGGAUUUUUAACACGAAAGUCAAAGGCUCCAUGGGAAGCAUUGGAUGUACAAGAACAUGAUGGAUUUUUGUAUAUAACAGUAACUGAUGAGGCAACAGCAGAUAAUCUUUGUAGAAUGAAUAACUAUCAGUUUGGCGCCCACAACUUACUACAGAUCAGCCGUGGCGGCAGUAAUGGUAGCAAUGCCGGUGGUGGUAUGAAUAAGAACAAUAAUUUCAAUAAACAACAAGGUGAUCGAAGACCUUCCAAAGUAUCAGCCUUGUUAGAAGGGUUUUUGAAUGAAAGGUGGAACCCACAAGCUGGAUAUCUCGAUUUAGAUGAACUACCAGAAACACAGCAUAGCAUCAGCGUCGUCAUCUCUAAAUUAGUACAGGCAGCUAAAUCAUUAUAUGGUGAUCAAUUGCAAACUAUUUCUUUUGCGCGAAACAAAUUAUGGUCAGUUGCACCUCUUCAAAAACUAGCAGACUUAUUUCCCAACCUCCAAAACCUCUCCGUUGCCGAUAAUGAUAUAGCCGAAUUCCGUAGUUUAGAUAAAUUAAGAAAUAGAUUACACAACUUGCAGGAACUACUUCUAUCUGGAAAUCCUAUUCAAAUCAACAACACUUUAGAUCAAUAUCGAAAAGAGGUAUUGAAACGAUUUCCAACCAUCCAUACAUUAGAUAUGCAACCAGUGACUGAUACGCCGGGAUCAGUCAAUUUCACGCCCGCAGCCUCACCUAGCAUACCCAACAAUCUAAUAGUAUCGCCUGCAACAAAUGACUUACCAUUGCCUGUACGUGCUGAAUUUUUCGAUCAGGAUAAUUCACGUAUUGCUACACAAGACCUUUUAUCCAAAUACUUUCCAUUAUUCGACACCCAGCGUCCAUCGUUAUUGGAUUUAUACGAUACAGAUGCCAUAUUCUCAGUAGUGUUCAGUAAUCAAGGCACUGUUCAACAGCAAACAGCUUGGGGAAAUAGCCAAAUGCGACCUGGUCAACGUAUGGUAAUAGGGAACGAAAAUAUUAUCAAGCGUAUUAAUCAAUUACCGGCCACAGUGCACGAUCUUUCUAGUAACAUGAACUUUAUCACGGAUGCAUGGCAAACGCCUGGUUCAUCAAAGCAUCCGGUAGUUUUGUUUUUGACCGUUCAUGGUUGUUUCACUGAAGCACCAAUGGGCACACCUUUGUCAUUCGAUCGCUCAUUUUUAGUAGCGCCUUCUACACCUGGAUCACGAGCUCAAUCCGCAGGUUGGAACUAUGUUAUCCUUUCUGAUUCAUUGAUUAUUCGUAAUUAUUCUACACAACCACGUACGUUAGUUACAGCAUAAAUAUAUAGCUCAUGUGUUGUAUGCAUUGCUGUAAAAUUCCAGGAAUGUAGUUUAUUAUAUAGCUUUCUACAUACUAUGCUUUGGCCCUCAAUUUACCAUAACAUACAUUCUUCUACAUAAUUAAAGUACAUGUGUUAGGGAUUUUUGGUCGAAUGAUCAAUAUAACAUAAUGAGAUUUAUCAUGUUCACCGAAUAUUGAGUUUGCUAGUGUCCAUUGAUUAUGCG